AUGUCAUUUGGUAUUUUAAUGCACAUAUUUUUUAACAGAUCGUUUGCAAGACACUCUUCUUCAUGAAAUGUGUCAUGCUGCAGUGUGGAUCAUAAACAAAAUAAAUAAUGUUUGUCAUGGUCCUUUAUGGCAAAUAUGGGCUGCAAGGUGCAACUGGAUAUUACCUAAUAUAGAAGUUCCCCAGAGGUGCCAUAAUUAUGAGAUUUCUUUUCCUUACUUUUACAAAUGUGUCAAGUGUGAUUGGAAAUGUGGUCGAUACAAAAGGAGCCAGAAGCUUUCUCGAGCCUUGUGCCCAAAAUGUAGAAAUCGGCUUUCUCUGACUAUUUCUUAAGUCAUAGUCAUAUGCAAGUGUGAAAUAUCUUCUAAAUAUUUAUUCUUUUAUGUACAUUUCUGAUAAUCAUCAUCAUGGUUUUAAUAAAACAUUUGUA
Stegodyphus dumicola is the source of this 428-nucleotide messenger RNA. RefSeq names its product germ cell nuclear acidic protein-like. The record is from RefSeq and is a predicted model, not a curated record. Gene Ontology annotation, cellular component: nucleus. Lineage: Eukaryota; Metazoa; Arthropoda; Arachnida; Araneae; Eresidae.